AGUUGCCCGCCGCCCGUCCAGAUGUCUCGACUUAAACCCGCGUCGGUGGUGCUAUCGCUACUCCCGGUGGUGCUCUUGAUGCUGAUCCACCACCACCACCGCACAGAUGCUCGAUUCGUGGCCUCCGGUGUGCCUUCGAUACCCAGUAUUUGCAAAAAACCCCCGCCACGUUCCGAGGGAGUUUGCGCCAUCGAUAUCGAGGGAUACUACUACGAUCCGAGUGAACUGGACUGCAAGAUAUAUAAGAUCGGGGCGUGUCAUUUGAUCCGAGGCCAGAGUUUUGGGAGCCUGCAGGACUGCAUCUCCACCUGUAUCCAUGGGCUCAGUCGGAAUCAUGACUAUUAUGUGAACGCGUAACAUAAAUAAAUGCUUAAACAAAUGUACCCAUGAAUGAA
Messenger RNA from Drosophila subpulchrella, 395 nucleotides. RefSeq lists its product as uncharacterized. Gene Ontology annotation, molecular function: serine-type endopeptidase inhibitor activity. The coding region runs from base 22 to 357 and encodes 111 amino acids. NCBI's taxonomy places the organism in Eukaryota, Metazoa, Arthropoda, Insecta, Diptera, Drosophilidae. The record is from RefSeq and is a predicted model, not a curated record. The transcript is spliced from 2 exons.